AUGGAGUCACUGCUUCUGUUGUGUCUACUUCUUACUCCACUAGGAGUAGUAGCGAGUCCUGCUUUGACGAUACAGAGUCCGGAUGGAGAUCUGAUCGAUUGUACCCCCAUACAAGAACAACCGGCAUUUAGUAACCCGUUGCUUAAAGACCAUCAGCUACAGGAGACACCUACGGACAUGGUGAGACGAGAAGAAGGAUACAGAUUGCCAAUAUGGCAAAUUUGGCAUAGGAACGGAACAGCAUGUCUGGAGGGAACUAUUCCCGUACGGAGGAUCAUCUCUUAUCAGAACGAAACUACCAGUUCAAACGGCGCAGAUAGAGCAACUCAGGGACAUGAGUAUGCGGUCGGCCUGAUGAAAAGCCAACCAAAGAUCUACGGGACUCGGGCGACAAUGAACGUUUGGCGUCCAACAAUUGAAGGAAGUGAUGAAUUUAGCUUGGGACAGAUUUGGUUGACAUCUGGAUCGUACAACACCAGCGACCUCAACAGCAUAGAAGCCGGAUGGCAGGUGGAUGCUUACAACAAUACCGGAUGUUACAACUUGAGGUGCGGUGGUUUUGUACAAACCAGCCGCAACGUUGUGGUCGAAGGGGCGAUCGAUCAAAUAUCUACUUUUGGUGGUUCCCAAGCCGAUAUGACUCUCAAGAUGUGGAAAGACGAGAAGAUCGGAGUUUGGUGGCUAGGUAUCCUCCUCGAACAUGGCGUUCACGAACCAGUCGGCUACUGGCCCCAGAUUCUCUUCACAGGCCUAAGGGAUCACGGAGAGAGGGUUCAAUGGGGUGGAGAGAUCACUAAUAAGCAACCUUACGGACGGCACACAAGAACGGAGAUGGGUUCAGGCUACUUUCCUGACAGCGGGUUCGGGAAUGCCGCUUACAUGCGGAAUCUCGAAGUCGCGUUCUCGGAAAAUGAUUUCCAGCCACUCCAAGAACUCUACGUUGGAGGAACUCAUCUCGAUUAUUACCAGGCCAGGAAGUCUCACAACCAUGAGCUUGGGACGCACUUUUACUACGGGGGACCUAGGCAGCUUGCGAUCGCAGUUCGUGUUACGUGGGAUUGGAGUCUCCUAUAUAUUUGUUUCAGCUUCUUCUUGUUGAUUUAG
Molecule: messenger RNA, 1104 nt
Organism: Microthlaspi erraticum
Lineage: Eukaryota; Viridiplantae; Streptophyta; Magnoliopsida; Brassicales; Brassicaceae
Source: the annotation of a GenBank genome assembly